This is a messenger RNA of Fukomys damarensis (Damara mole-rat), 1734 nucleotides long. It is a transcript of the gene Rragb, whose product is annotated as Ras related GTP binding B. Gene Ontology annotation, molecular function: GTPase activity; GTP binding. Gene Ontology annotation, cellular component: Gtr1-Gtr2 GTPase complex; lysosome; nucleus. The transcript is spliced from 11 exons. The coding region runs from base 23 to 1147 and encodes 374 amino acids. NCBI's taxonomy places the organism in Eukaryota, Metazoa, Chordata, Mammalia, Rodentia, Bathyergidae. The record is from RefSeq and is a predicted model, not a curated record. Gene Ontology annotation, biological process: cellular response to amino acid stimulus; positive regulation of TOR signaling; regulation of autophagy.
ACCUGAAAGGACUUGUUGCACGAUGGAAGAAUAUGACUCUGAGAAAAAGAUGGAGAAAGAAAAUCUAGGGCCGAGAAUGGAUUCUCCGCUAGGGGAACCGGAAGGAUCGCUUGGGUGGGUGCUACCAAAUACAGCCGUGAAGAAAAAGGUGCUGUUGAUGGGUAAAAGUGGUUCUGGUAAGACCAGCAUGAGAUCUAUUAUCUUUGCAAAUUAUAUUGCCAGAGACACACGUCGCCUUGGUGCAACAAUACUAGACCGUUUACAUAGUCUUCAAAUUAAUAGCAGUUUGAGCACCUACUCUCUCGUAGACUCUGUUGGAAAUACAAAAACAUUUGAUGUGGAACAUUCUCAUGUUCGAUUUCUGGGAAACUUGGUAUUGAACCUAUGGGAUUGUGGUGGACAAGACACUUUCAUGGAAAAUUAUUUUACUAGCCAACGAGACAACAUCUUCCGAAAUGUGGAGGUUCUAAUUUAUGUCUUUGAUGUGGAAAGCCGUGAACUUGAAAAGGACAUGCACUAUUAUCAAUCAUGCCUAGAGGCUAUUCUGCAGAACUCCCCAGAUGCCAAAAUUUUUUGCUUGGUACACAAAAUGGAUCUGGUACAAGAGGAUCAACGGGACUUGAUUUUUAAAGAGCGAGAAGAAGAUCUGAGGCGUUUGUCUCGCCCAUUGGAAUGUUCUUGUUUCCGAACAUCAAUUUGGGAUGAAACUCUUUAUAAGGCUUGGUCCAGCAUUGUUUAUCAGCUGAUUCCCAAUGUUCAACAAUUGGAAAUGAACCUAAGAAAUUUUGCUGAAAUUAUUGAAGCUGAUGAAGUACUUCUGUUUGAGAGAGCUACUUUUCUGGUGAUUUCUCAUUAUCAGUGUAAAGAGCAGCGAGAUGCCCAUAGAUUUGAGAAAAUCAGCAACAUUAUUAAGCAGUUUAAACUGAGUUGCAGCAAACUGGCUGCCUCUUUCCAGAGUAUGGAAGUCAGGAACUCGAAUUUUGCUGCUUUCAUUGACAUCUUCACAUCUAACACUUAUGUGAUGGUCGUGAUGUCUGAUCCAUCCAUUCCUUCUGCAGCUACUCUGAUCAACAUCCGAAAUGCCAGGAAGCACUUUGAAAAGCUGGAAAGAGUGGAUGGACCAAAGCAGUGUCUUCUCAUGCGCUGAACAUUGCUGAUAUUGUUUCACACAGAAAUUCAAACACUGUAUCAUAAUAAGUAUUAAUGUUGUAUUCAUAUAUGUAGGCUGUCUCUGAAAUGUUGUGAUGCUUACCACUUUUAUUCCUUCUCUACUCCCCAGUCUUAACCAUUAACCUAGAAUGCUAUUUACUCAAAUAGCCAGUGAGGAGUUAGAAGAUGAGCUGUCCAUGAAAUUGGUGUAACAUAAAACUAGGUCAGAUAUAUAAGUGUUCUGAUAACACGGUUCUAAAAGUGUGUAAGUGUUGUGAUAGCCUGGUUCCAAUAGUUGUGUAUGCUAAAGCCUUUCCCAGCAUUCUCUUUUAUUCAAUAUUAGACAGUAACAUAAGUUUAGAGUAUUAAUGUUUUCUCAGCAUGCAUUAAAAAUAUUCCUUAACUUCAAUUAUAAAUAAACUUGCUGUUAGGGAUUUCAGUGUCUGUUUUUCUUUACUUUGUUUCUUCAACUUUGCUGUAAGAAAGUGCAAAGUAAUCUGUUAUUCUAGUGAAGAGAACCUGCUGUAAAGAAUGAGAGAUUAGAAACAUUUAGAGCUAAAUGUAUGCACAUUCAGGCCAUACUCU